AUGGGGCCUUUUUCAUUCUCCAAGAAAUUAUCCUCAUUGUCUACAUUGGCUUUACUGGCCGUGUUUCUGUUUUGCGUCUCUAGUAAUGCAUUUUAUCUCCUUGGUAGUUAUAUGCACACCUACAUACCUGGUGAGAGCAUAUAUGCCAAAGUUAAUUCCCUCACCUCCAUUGAGACUGAGCUCCCAUAUAGCUAUUACAUCCUUCCAUAUUGCCAUCCACAAGGUGGAAUCAAAAGGAGUGCAGAGAAUUUGGGUGAGCUUCUCAUGGGUGACCAGAUUGAUAACUCUCCAUACCAAUUCCAUGUUAAUGUUAAUGAAUCACUUUACUUGUGCACCACUAAUGCAUUGAAUGAACAUGAGGUUAAACUUUUGAAGCAGAGGACACAUGAUCUCUACCAAGUGAACAUGAUACUUAACAAUCUACAGGCAAUGCUGAAACUGAACAUGUAUGAUAAAGUUGAGUCUGUGAGCUGUCCAUUGGAUCUUGACAAGUCUCAGACCAUUCGGGAGCAGGAGAAGAUUUCUUUUACCUAUGAAGUUGUAUUUGUUAAAAGUGACAUCAGAUGGCCAUCAAGAUGGGAUGCAUAUCUAAAGAAUAAUAUUUAUGAAGUUGUGUUGGGCGUCCGCGCAUGCCGAGGACGCCAGCCACUUCAUGCGCACGCCGUUGGCUAG
Zingiber officinale is the source of this 672-nucleotide messenger RNA. RefSeq names its product transmembrane 9 superfamily member 12-like. Lineage: Eukaryota; Viridiplantae; Streptophyta; Magnoliopsida; Zingiberales; Zingiberaceae. Gene Ontology annotation, biological process: protein localization to membrane. Gene Ontology annotation, cellular component: membrane. The transcript has a single exon. The record is from RefSeq and is a predicted model, not a curated record. Bases 1 to 672 code for a protein of 223 amino acids.